Spodoptera littoralis (African cotton leafworm) is the source of this 13815-nucleotide messenger RNA. NCBI's taxonomy places the organism in Eukaryota, Metazoa, Arthropoda, Insecta, Lepidoptera, Noctuidae. The record is from the annotation of a GenBank genome assembly.
AUGUCGACAGACUCUAGCCACGCCAUGCUGACCAGGCAGGCUUCUUUUGCUGGAGCUCAUCAUGAGAUCUUAGAUGCUGGGUCACAGGUGAACUAUCUUCGGCCUUCAGAUUACAGAAGAAUGUCUAACAUAGCUAGAGGAGAAAAUGCUGAAAGAAGAAUGAAGAACAUGCAUGCAUCAUCCGAUGAAGGAUUUGACCGUUCCGUGGAAAAGUCUAUGACGCAUCCGGCAUCGUCACCUAGCACUGCAAUAUCCAGCGCGUCAUUGGCUGAGCUAGGCACGGUUGGUACAGAUGAGAAGACUUCAGCUGAUGAAGUCAUCACAGACAUCAAGGAUUUAGUCGCUAUAGUUGACUGGACUAUAGAGCACAUAGAAGGCGAGAUCCAGCUGCCGAUGCCGAACAUCCCGAUGUUGUACGAGGACCACACGGUGGAGGUCGUCGACCCCGAGCUGGUGUCGCAGCUGGAGGAGGCGGUCAUGAUGUGGCAACAACAUAUUGACAGUACCAUCGCUGUUUGUUUGGGGAAGACUCGAGAAGGCGACGGACCAGUAGCGGAGUACAAGUACUGGCGCGAGCGUGACGCUGAAAUAUCUCUACUUGUUGAACAACUAAAGCAGCCUAUGGUGGUCAAGAUAUUGAAUCUGCUUGAACGAGCUAAAUCUACUUAUCUUGAAGGCUUUAAAAACUACAAAGAAAGAUUGGUUGACCAGUACAAUAUGGCGAGCGACAAUUUGAAGUUCCUGUCCACUUUGAUGCGAUUCUUCACUGUAAUAGAAGACGAGUCCACACUGCCACAAGUAAUAGAGAUUCUCCCGGAACUAGUGGAGAGUAUCUACAUGAUGUGGGUGCUCUCCAAGGGGUACAGAACUGAUGACACCAUGGUGCCUCUAUUGGCCAGGAUCUCUUGGGCACUGAGUGAUAAACUGGAAAAUAUUCUUAAUGUGCAUAAGUUGUUUGACAAACCAAACGAGGAGGUACUAUCCUUAGCUCGAAACUCUCAGAAAAUAAUGGAGAUGUGGCAUGACUUGUACCGUGAGACGCGCCGGAAUAUAGAGAUGAGUGGCAAGGGCGCGCGCUGGGAGUUUGACCAGCCGCUACUGUUCACACAGACUGACUACAUCGGGACUGUCGCUAGGGAUCUCGGGGAUGUCGUACAGGUCCUAAUAGACUUCGAGCGCAUAUUCGGUUUGGAACUCAAAUCCAUUAUAAGCGACCCAACACAAAUAGAUGACGUGCGCAAACGCGUGAAAAACUUAGUCUUCCCGAUACGGACGAUCGACUUUAGCGUGUUCGUGUUCGAUAACAAGGAGAAUUGGGACGUUAUCAUGGGUGACUUCUGGAAUGAAGUCAGAUAUUUGGAAGAUGAGGCUAAAAACUAUAUCAAUCAGAGCUUUGGGAAUUUGAGGUCUUCAGAAGAAGCUCUCUCAGUGUUGCUAAAGUUCUUAGAGUUUGACACUCGGGAAGCGAUUCGUCAGCAACUAUCCACGAAGUUUGACCUCGUCAUGAGGCAGUUCAUCAAGGAGAUCACUGCUAUUGAGGAUAAGUUUACUCGUUUUCGUAAAAACCCACCUCUGCUUCGCAACCAUCCGCCGGUUGCUGGCGCCAUAUACUGGGCGAGGGCUCUCUUCAACAAGAUGAAACAACCGAUCAUGAAGUUCCAAAAGGUGCCAGAACUAAACGACUGUGAGCAAAAGAAGGAAGCUUUCAUGCAAUACAAGGCGUUCUCCAAAGUCAUCAAGGAGUAUGAAGAACAGAAGUACAGGGAAUGGGUGGGACCGGCUGCAGAGUUCGUGGAUAACAUGAUGAAGAAGAAUGUCCUUAAGGUCGAGUUCAAGAAGGAAGCAGUGGUAGCCGCUACUACCACGGGUCGUGGCAUGGAACUGACGGCCGCGGGGAAAGCUCACGUGGAACGGAAGAAGAAGGCGGCUGGGUCUACUGUGUCGCUACAACCAGUUGAUAUUGUUAAUAAGGAGUUAGCUGACAAGCGACGGAGGGAUAAAGCUUUAAUGCUAAUGAGGAUACCCGGCCAACAUUACGAGAAUGUUAGAUCACCCAGCUCCACGUCUCUACUAGCUAAAGAAGGAUUGACGGAUGUAACCUGGCGCGACCUGACGGUACACAAACUGAUGCAGGAGUACCAACUCACCUUUCAACCAAACUUCAAUAAACAUAUAUUCCUGAUUAUUCAUGAAGCUGAACUCUUGGAACAACUUGGCUACGACCUCCCCUCAACUAUCCGUGACGUGGCAAUGCAGAAAGCCAGACUAUACUAUGAGUUAGAAGCACUCGAGAGUGUUAUAGCCAAGUACAAUAAGAACACAUCAGCUCUAAGCCCUUCUGAGACACAUCUCAUGAAGAAACACUUCUUGGACAUGGAGCGACAUAUACUGCCUGGUUUGACUAGAGUUACAUGGACUGCACUCGGUAUUGGGGAUUAUAUUAAGGAUAUUACUAAAGGUGAAAAUUCCCUACAAGCUGUAUACAAGCAACUAAAGAUGGUGGAAAAGGAGGUCCAGUUCUUAGUAGAUCAACUGGAAGCCUUCGACCUGUUCCCGCUGUUGAAGCCGCAGAACUACCUGGACCCUAAGACUGGCGAGCCUGACUCCACAUGGCUUUAUCCUUGUAAGGCGUACUUCGUGGAAGUCGAAAACGAGCGCCUAGAGCGCAUAGCAGCUCUCUCCCGUAUCUACGACCGCAUCGGUCCUAUACUGAUGAAGCUGGAGUACUUGAUACUUGGCACCAGCACCGGCACCUCGCCUGUUAUGACUGCCUACUAUACGCACUGGGAGAGGAAGAUCUUUUUGUGUCUUGUCAGAUUAACACUAGAGAACUUGGAGGACUUCCAGCAAAUGUUGAGUGAGAAGGUUCCGAUGUUCCAAGUGGACGCCAUACUAGUGCCUCCGGACAUCGCCAUGCGGCCGACACAGACCGAGGUCUGCAAUAUACUGGGAUACGAUGUCAAACAUUUUCUUAACAGGUUAACAACGUUCCCUCGGUGGAUGAAGAAGACCUGCCUCCCAUGCCCUCCACAGCGCAUAGAGGAGGCAACAGGCAAUGAGUUCUAUACAUUCUCCUUCUUUGAAGAUAUACUCCGGGUGGCAGCCAUCAAUGACAUCACGCUACUCAUACAGGACACCAUCUUCAGACUGACUUCCGAUAUUUAUACUUAUAUUGUCAAAUGGCACAAGUAUGCCCACCUCUGGUCCUACGACAAGCACUUAUCAUGCGAGAAGUACGUACAGAAAUUCGACCAAAUAUACAAAUAUGAUGAGAAAUUCUUCUUUUUCGAAGACAUUAUUAAUGACUUAGAUGAACAUGUCAAGUUUGUGGACAUUGGAGCCAUUAGGGUCAACUUGCGACCCGUGAUACAACAGGUACAGGACCAUGCGCAGGAGUGGAAGAAUAUACUUGGGGCUUGUAUUGCAUUGAAGACUAGGACCAGUAUGUAUGAAUUGAAGAAUCAAAUUGAGAAUCUUCGUAUGACAGUCAACAUGAACAUCAAAGGCCUGGAAGACUUCAAGCUGGUGAUGGCCACCAUCACACUGGUGCAGCAGAUGACCAUCACCGCAGAAUGCAAGUACAAGAACAUGCAGGAGAUAUUCCACAUGCUUAGACAACAUAACAUUGAUGUAUCCGAAGAAGAUCUACUCUUCGCUAAAAAUUUAGAAUCAUCCUGGGGCAGUCUGUACCAAACUACACUAUUCCGUGCAGCUACUCUAGAGAAGACUAAAGAAAAGUUCUCCAAGAUGAAUGUUAUAGAGAUAGCGAACUUCUUGAGAGAGCUCGACGAGUUCGUGGAGAAAUUCGAUGCUGAGGGUCCUGGGACCGUUGGAGAUGAUAUGGACAGGGGCUUGUUGCUCAUUGAGGAAUACAGCAAAUACUUCGAUGACUUUGAGAAUCGUAAAAAGUUGUUACAAGCUGCUGAACAACUCUUCGACAAUCCUUUAGCGGACUUCUCGAACUUCAACCGAGCGAGGACUGACUUCGGUUAUAUGGAGCAAAUAUACAAGAUAUACAAGGCACAGAAAUACGCUAGGGAGUUGUGGUCAAAAACUCUAUGGACCAAUUUGAACCCACAGGCCCUUGUUGAUGGUAUUGAGCAGUUCUUCAAGGAAUUCAGAAAACUGCCGAAAAUCAUUCGUCAGACUCCAAGCGGUCAGAUGCUGGACCUGAAGAUGAGGCAGUUCAAGGGUGUGGUGCCUUUGAUGGUGUCCCUCAAGAACGAAGCCAUGCGCGAGAGACAUUGGAAGGAACUCAUGAAGAAGACUGGCCAGGAUUUCGACAUGUCCCCGGAUCGUUUCACAUUGGAAAAUAUGUUCGCCAUGGAGCUGCAUAAGUAUCAAGAAGUUGCCGAAGAGAUUGUCAACCAUGCUAUCAAAGAAUUAGCGAUAGAACGAGGCGUGAAAGAUAUACAAGACACGUGGGCUAGCAUAGCAUUCACGGUGGCUCGACACUUCAACCGCGGCGAGGACCGAGGGUACACACUGAACCCGUGCGAUGAGAUCUCUGUCAAGUUGGAUGAUGAUGCCAUGACGCUGCAGAGCAUGGCGGCUUCACAAUUCAUUGGUCCAUUCCUCUCCGUGGUACAUACAUGGGAGCGACGCUUGUCUCUUAUAUCAGAAGUUAUUGAAGAAUGGCUGGCCACACAGCGCAAGUGGCUCUAUCUAGAGGGGAUCUUUGUCGGCGGUGAUAUACGCACACAACUGCCUGAGGAAGCGAAGAAGUUCGACGAUAUUGAUCGGUCUUUUAGAAAGAUCAUGUUGGAUACGGCUAAGCGGCUGAAUGUAGUCGACUGCUGUACUAUAAGUGGUAGACUGGAGGAGUUCAUUAACCUCGGCAUUGGACUGCAGAAGUGUCAAAAGUCGCUGAAUGAUUACUUGGACUCCAAACGACGUAUAUUCCCUCGAUUCUUCUUCAUAUCGACAGACGAGCUGCUGUCUAUACUUGGCAGCAGCGAGUGUAGCUGUGUGCAGGAACAUAUGAUCAAAAUGUUCGACAAUAUUCGUUCAUUGGAGCUGUACGUUGACCACACUAACCGCCCUGUGGCUGCCAAAAUGAUAUCCGCUGAAGCAGAGAUAAUGGAUUUCCGUAAUGUGGUAUACACAGAGGGCCGCGUGGAAGACUGGAUGAACCUCGUGCUGAGAGAGAUGAUGAACACUAACAGGUUCAUCACAAAGAAGGCUAUCUUCUACUAUGGCAGGAACUGGAAGGUGCCGAGAACGGAAUGGAUCCUCCAAUACCAAGGCAUGGUCUGCCUGGCUGCAAACGGAGUGUGGUGGACUGCGGAGACAGAGGAGACGUUCAUACGUAUCCGCAAGGGAAACAAGCGCGCUAUGAAGGAACAUUUAGCACAACAGAACGAACAACUUGAUGGAUUAGUUGUUAAAGUCAGACAGGACCUGUCGUCAAACGACCGGCUCAAAUUCCGUACAAUCACGACAAUAGACGUGCACGCGCGUGACAUCAUCGAAGGGUUUGUGCGUGACAACGUGACGGACGCCAGUGAGUUCGAGUGGGAGAGCCAGCUCAGGUUCUACUGGCUGAAGAAGAAUGAUGGUCUGUGGAUUAAGCAGUGCACUGGUGUCUUCGAGUACGGUUACGAGUACAUGGGUCUGAAUGGUCGGCUGGUGAUCACGCCACUGACCGAUCGAAUCUACCUCACCAUUACACAGGCUUUAACCAUGCAAUUAGGGGGAGCACCUGCAGGUCCCGCGGGUACGGGCAAGACAGAAACAACGAAAGACCUAGCGAAAGCCCUGGGUCUACUAUGUGUGGUGACUAACUGUGGGGAAGGAAUGGACUUCCGCGCAGUAGGACAGAUCCUCGCCGGUCUGUGCCAGUGCGGGGCGUGGGGAUGCUUCGAUGAAUUCAAUAGAAUAGAUAUUUCUGUGCUUAGUGUCAUAUCCUCCCAGUUGCAAUGUAUUAGAAGCGCGCUGUUAAUGAAGCUCAAGAGGUUUACUUUUGAAGGUCAAGAAAUAGCAAUGGACAGUAAAGUAGGUAUCUUCAUUACAAUGAACCCUGGGUACGCUGGUCGGACGGAGUUGCCGGAGUCUGUGAAAGCAUUGUUCAGGCCUGUCGUAUGCAUCCUGCCUGACCUGGAGCUCAUCUGUCAGAUCUCACUGUUCUCUGAUGGAUUUCUUACUGCUAAGGUGCUAGCAAAGAAGAUGACAGUACUAUACCACGUCGCCCAGCAACAACUGUCCAAGCAGUCGCAUUACGACUGGGGACUGCGUGCUCUCACUGCAGUGCUACGUAUGGCGGGGAAACUACGCAGGGACUCACCCGGACUUAGUGAGAUCAUGGUGCUUAUGAGGGCACUCAGGGACAUGAACAAUCCAAAGUUCGUGUUUGAAGACGUGCCGUUGUUCCUGGGUCUGAUCAAGGAUCUAUUCCCUGGACUAGAGUGUCCACGCGUGGGUUACCCAGACUUCAACGCUGCGGUCAAUGAAGUACUGGAGAAGGAUGGCUAUAUCGUGCUACCUCAUCAGGUUGACAAAGUGGUACAGUUAUACGAGACGAUGAUGACUCGCCACUGUACGAUGCUGGUUGGUCCCACCGGCGGUGGGAAGACCGUCAUAUUGCAUACUAUCGUCAAGGCACAGACUCUACUGGGACUGCCUACUAAACUUACUGUGCUCAAUCCUAAGGCGUGUUCUGUAAUAGAACUCUAUGGAAUUCUGGAUCCUGUUACUAGAGACUGGACUGACGGUUUAUAUUCGAAAAUAUUCCGAGAAAUGAACAGGCCAGCAGAAAAAGACGAACGCCGCUACUCUCUAUUCGACGGUGACGUAGACGCCCUAUGGAUUGAGAACAUGAACUCCGUAAUGGAUGACAAUAAGCUGCUGACCCUAGCCAAUGGGGAGAGGAUCCGAUUAGCUCCAUAUUGCUCACUGCUAUUUGAAGUAGGAGACCUAAACUACGCCUCUCCUGCUACCGUGUCGAGAGCCGGCAUGGUGUUCGUGGAUCCUAAGAAUUUGGGAUAUCAGCCUUAUUGGGACAGAUGGCUACGUGGUCGCAACAACGAGGAGGAGCGUGAACAGUUGGACGGUAUGUUCGACCACUACGUGACGGGUGCCAUCAACUACAUCAUCUUCGGCAUGUUCGGGCUGCAGCAACAGACUCCACUCAAGACCAUCGUACCACAGACACCACUUAACCUGGUGGUGCAAUUAUGCUACAUGAUCAGCGGCCUGCUGCCGAACAGAGAGGACGCUAAUGAAGAGAUUGAUAGAACUGUCGUCGAAUGCGUGUUCAUGGUGUCAAUGUACAACAGUCUUGGGGCCACUAUAAUAGACGAUGGCCGAUUCGAUUUCGAUGUUUAUAUCAAGAAAGCGUGCCCAAUGAUGCUCGUAGAAGACACACUGGAAAAGAAAGCUACAACAAAACACUUUCCAAUGGGCUUUCCAUCUCUAUACGACUAUUGUCUGGAACUUACCACCAAGACCUGGGAAGCGUGGGAGUGGCUGGUACCAGAAUAUGUCCACGACAGAGAGAUGAAGUUCCCAGCUAUACUGGUGCCCACUGUAGACACACUGCGACUGACUUGGCUCAUCAAGAUCAUGGAAGGCGUCGAACGCCCCGUCUUACUGGUUGGUGAAACUGGGACAUCGAAAACUGCCAUAGUCACCAAUUUCUUACGCGGAUUACCGCCUGAGAAAUAUUUGGUCCAACAAAUGAACUUCUCAUCGCGAACAUCAUCGAUGGAUGUACAGCGCAACUUGGAGUCGGUGGUGGAGAAGCGAACUAAGGACACCUUCGGCCCACCAGUGGGGAAGAAGAUGCUGGUUUUCAUUGAUGAUAUGAAUAUGCCUAUUGUGGACAAGUACGGCACUCAGCAGCCCAUAGCUCUGUUGAAGCUGCUGUUUGAAAGGAAAGGUUUCUACGACCGCGGCAAGGACCUCAACUGGAAGAACAUUAAGGAUGUAGGAUUCCUAGCUGCUAUGGGGAAAGCUGGUGGUGGAAGAAACGAUGUGGACCCUCGCUUCAUAUCAAUGUUCUCAGUAUACAACCUGCAGUUUCCAUCAGAGAACACAUUACGUCACAUCUACGUGUCCAUCCUGAAGGGACACUUCGACAUCUUCCCUGAAGACAUACAGAACAUUGUCGACAAGAUCGUGCAGAUGACCUUGGAUUUAUAUAAGAUAAUAAUAGUGGACCUGCCCCCAACGCCGACGAAGUUCCACUACAUAUUCAACCUGCGCGACCUGUCCCGUAUAGCGGCGGGCAUGUGUCUCACACACCCCAACUACUUCAGUGAGAAGCGAUGCGUCGUACGGUGCUGGAGGAACGAGUUCACUCGAGUCAUAUGUGACAGACUCAUUAGUACACAGGACAAUGAUUUAAUGCGCGAGCACAUCCACGAGCAAGUGGUGAAGUACUUCCCGGAGGAGGAGCCAGUCGUGCUCGAGGAGAUAGUAGUGCCUGAGGAAGAAAUUAGGAAUGAGGAGGAUGAGGAAGUUGAUGAAUUAGGCAUGAUACCUGAACAGAAACAAGAGCCAGAGAUGGCAGUUCCUGAAAUGGUUGAGGAAGAAGAAGAGAUCGAGCCUGAACACGAAUAUACGUUGGAAGAGUACGUGUUCCGUGAUCCACUUUUGUUCGGAGACUACCGCAACGCUUUAGAUGAGGAGGAGAUCAGAUACUAUGAAGACCUGCUCGACUAUGAAGCUGUCUACUUCUUGUUCCAGGAGAUCCUGGACGAGUACAACGACCGUAUCGGCAAGAUGUCGGUGGUAUUAUUCGAGGACUGCUUGGAACACUUAACUCGAACACACCGUAUACUGCGCAUGGACCGCGGGAACGCUCUCAUCAUCGGCGUCGGCGGCUCCGGGAAGAAGUCCAUCUGUAGACUCGCUUCUUUUGCUGCUGGGUGCGACACAUUCGAGAUUGUAAUAACUCGCAACUACAACGAGAACACGUUCAAAGAUGACAUGAAGCGGUUGUACAACGCGCUCGGAUGUGAUAAUAAGAAAACUGUCUUCUUAUUCACUGCUGCACAGAUCAUUGAAGAAGGUUUUCUGGAAUUCAUCAAUAAUAUUUUGAUGAUCGGAAUGAUUCCCGCUUUGUUUGGUGACGACGAGAAGGAUGCCAUCAUUAAUACUGUACGCGCUGCUAGUGACGAAGCUGGAUUUGGAGUCGGCAAAGAUUCUGUAUGGCAUUUCUUCUGCACGAGAUGUGCUGAAAAUCUUCACGUAGUACUAUCCAUGUCUCCUAGCGGUGAUAUAUUGAGGAACAGGUGUCGUAGUUUCCCCGGGCUAGUGAACAAUACCACGAUCGACUGGCAGUUCCCGUGGCCCAAGCAGGCGUUGUUAGCUGUCGCCAAUGUGUUCCUUGCUGAUGUAGAGAAAAUCCCAGAAGAGUUUCGUCCAAUAAUAGUAGAGCACGUGGUCCACGUACACAUGUCCGUCGCGCACUACUCACUGGAUUUCUUACUGCGUCUGCGCAGGAACAAUUACGUCACGCCAAAACAUUACAUGGACUUCCUCACUAAUUACUUGUCACUGCUGAAGGAGAAAGACGCUUUUAUUGUUGCUCAGUGCGAGCGUUUGAUCGGUGGAUUAGCUAAGAUUGAAGAAGCCAAUGUUCAGCUCGAGGACUUGAACGCCAAGCUAGCUGUACAGAAAGUUAUUGUAGCUGAACAGACUAAGGAAUGUGAGACAUUGCUCGCUGAGAUCUCGAAAGCUACAACCGCAGCGACAGCAAAGCAAACGGUAGCGUCCAUAAAGUCAGCAGAGAUCACGGAGCAGAGCAAAAUAAUAUCUGAAGAGAAGGCGGAGGCCGAGGAAGUAUUGUCAGCAGCGCUACCGGCCUUGGAAGCUGCCAGGCUAGCUCUAGCUGACCUUGACAAGAAUGAUAUCACUGAGAUCCGAUCCUUUGCCACGCCACCUGAGGCUGUGCAGGUGGUCUGCGAAUGUGUAGCAAUAAUCCGAGGAGUGAAAGACAUAAGUUGGAAGGGAGCCAAGGGUAUGAUGGCGGACCCCAACUUCCUCCGCAACCUGCAGGAAAUGAACUGCGACCUCAUCACACAAGGACAGGUCAAGGCUGUCAAGACACAUAUGAAAAAGAGCAAGAAACUUGAUACUAUGCAGCAAGUCAGUAAGGCUGGCUACGGUCUCCUAAAAUUCGUAAUCGCGGUACUUGCAUACUGCGCUGUUUACAAAGAAGUUAAACCAAAGAAGGAGAAAGUGGAAGCUUUAGAGAAGGAAUAUACGGAGGCAUGUAAUUAUUUAGCGUCAUUGAACCGCGAGAUAGAUCGGUUACAACGUACACUAGACGGACUGAACCGUAAGUACGAGACCGCGAUGCUGAGGAGACAGGAACUGCAGGAGGAAACUGACAUCAUGAUGCGACGGUUAAUCGCAGCAGACAAGCUAAUGUCAGGUCUAUCGAGCGAACAAAAGCGUUGGACAGAAGAUUUAGCAGCGUUGUACGUGGAACAAUCACGUUUGAUCGGCAAUUGUCUUCUAUCAGCUUCGUUCUUGAGCUACGCCGGCCCUUUCUCAUUCUCGUUUAGACAGACCAUGAUAUAUGAAGACUGGUUGGGCGAUGUCCUCGAACGAGGGAUCCCGUUGACCACUCCAUUCACUAUCGAGAAGAAUUUGACCAAUGAGGUCGAGAUUAGUGGUUGGAACUCUGAAGGUCUACCUCCAGAUGAGCUGUCAGUUCAGAACGGCAUACUCACAACGAGGGCCUCCCGAUUUCCACUCUGUAUCGAUCCUCAAACACAAGCGCUAUCGUGGAUCAAGAGGAAGGAGACCAAAAAUAAUCUUAAGGUGCUAUCAUUCAACGACCCUCAGUUCCUUCGUCAGCUGGAGAUGGCUAUCAAGUAUGGCAUGCCCGUGUUGUUCCAAGAUGUCAACGAGUACAUUGACCCUGUUGUAGAUAACGUACUUGAGAAGAAUAUUAAAACGGAGAGCGGUCGUACAUUCGUAAUGCUGGGUAGUUCAGAAGUAGACUACGAUCCCCACUUCCGUAUGUAUCUCACCACGAAGCUCUCCAACCCACAGUUCAACCCCGCCACCUACUCCAAGGCGGUCGUCAUCAACUAUACCGUCACUGUGCAGGGUCUAGAAGACCAGCUCCUCAGCGUAGUAGUACGUGCCGAGCGAUCAGACUUAGAGGAACAGCGUGAGAGUCUGAUCAUAGAGACCAGUGCCAACAAGAGUCUACUGUCAGGACUCGAAGACUCACUACUGAGAGAGUUGGCCACUUCUACUGGCAACAUGCUGGACAAUGUGGAGCUCGUCAACACCUUGGAGAAUACUAAGGCUAAAGCUGCUGAGGUAAUGGAAAAACUGCAACUAGCGCUGAUAACAACGCAGGAUAUAGAGAUACUCCGCGAUGGGUACCGACCGGUGGCCAAACGUGGCUCCAUACUCUUCUUCGUGCUAUCAGACAUGGCCGGUGUGAACGCCAUGUAUCAGUACUCGCUGUCUUCUUAUUUAGAUGUGUUUUCAUUCGCUCUGCGCAAAGCAAUGCCGAAUGUAAUUCUGGCGAAACGUUUGAAGAACAUCAUAGAUAUGCUCACCAAGAAUGUUUAUGACUACGGAUGUACAGGUAUUUUCGAGCGCCACAAACUCCUAUUCUCUUUCCAAAUGAACAUAAAGCUGGAACAAAGCGAAAACCGCGUCUCACAAAUGCAGCUCGAUUUCUUCAUCAAGGGAAACAUCUCUAUUGAGAAGUCAGCGCGACAGUGUCCUGCUUCUUGGAUACCUUCACAGGGUUGGCAAGAUAUAAUGAAGCUGAGCUUGGACUUCCAGAAUUCCUUCAGUGCUCUGCCAGACAACGUCACCAGAAAACUUAAUGAGUGGCAAGAGUGGUUCGACAGCGACACUCCAGAAGCGAACGAGAUCCCGAACCAUUACCGCGACAAGUUGCAACCGUUUGAGAUAUUGAUGCUGCUUCGAUGUUUCCGCGUGGACCGCAUCUACCGCGCGCUCACUGACUACAUCACCGUCACCAUGGGGGAGGAGUACAUCACGCCGCCAGUUAUCAGUCUAGACAUGAUAUUCGAGCAAACGACCCCGUUCACUCCGGUAGUCUUCAUCCUAAGCCCCGGUUCAGAUCCUACAGCUGACCUGAUGAAGCUGGCUGAUAGAUGCGGCUUCGGAGGCGGCAAGUUCAAGUACCUGUCUCUAGGUCAGGGGCAGGAAGGGGCGGCCAUAGCCCUACUGGAAGGUGCGAUAUCCCAUGGACAAUGGCUGAUUCUCCAAAACUGUCAUUUAUUGGUAUCAUUCCUACGUGAGCUGGAGAAACAACUGGAGAUGAUGACGAAGCCGCACCCCGAGUAUAGAUUAUGGCUCACUACUGACCCAACACCGACGUUCCCUAUUGGGAUCUUACAGAGAUCGCUUAAAGUCGUAACGGAGCCGCCUAAUGGUUUGAAGCUGAACCUCCGCAACACAUACUUCAAAAUGCGCAGCCAUGCACUGGAGGAGUGCAUACACCCACAGUUCAAGAAGUUGGUUUAUGUCCUCGCUUUCUUCCAUGCUGUCGUACAGGAGCGGCGCAAAUACGAUAAGAUCGGAUGGAAUAUAUCGUACGACUUCAGCGAGUCGGACUUCGUGGUCUGCAUGCAGAUACUGCAGUGUUACCUCGACCGGUGCUACGACGUACGGGGACCUACGCCUUGGGCCACGCUCAAGUAUCUGUUUGGAGAGGUGAUGUAUGGCGGGCGUGUAAUAGAUGACUUUGACCGUCGCGUAGUGGGCACCUACAUGGAGGAGUACCUGGGAGACUUCCUGUUCGACAAGUUCCAACCAUUCCACUUCUAUUGCGACAGCACCUUCGAUUAUGUGAUCCCGCCCGAUGGGGAGAAGGAACAGUAUAUUGAGUUCAUAGACACCCUUCCUCUGGCGAAUACCCCUGAAGUGUUUGGGUUACACCCUAACGCAGAGAUCGGAUACUUCAGCCAGGCCGUGCGGGAAAUGUGGGGACAUCUCAUCGAAUUACAACCGCAAACCAGUGAGAGUGGUGGUGCGAUGAGUCGCGAGGACUUUAUCGACCUGACAGCUUUGGACGUGUUGUCCAAGCUGCCGCAGCCGUACGAGAUCUGGCGCGUGCGCAAACAGUUCGAGAUGAACAUUACUCCCACACUCGUCGUGUUACUGCAGGAACUUGAGAGAUUCAACCGUCUAAUCUUGCGAAUGCGAUCGACCCUAACACUCCUCCGGAAAGCAUUAGCUGGCGAGAUCGGCAUGGACGCAGUACUGGACAACGUGUCGUACUGCAUGUUCAACGGACAACUGCCACAAGUGUGGAGGAGCCUGGCCCCCGCCACUUGCAAGGGGCUCGGGGGCUGGAUGGACCACUUCAUUGCCAGGACUAAACAGUAUAGUGAUUGGGCAACAAUGGAGGAACCGGUAGUAAUCUGGCUAUCAGGUCUCCACAUCCCGGAGUCGUACCUGAUAGCUCACAUACAGAUAGCGUGUCGCCUGUACACCUGGCCACUCGACCGCUCCACGCAGUUCACCAGGGUCACCAGCUGGGUCUCCGCUGAUGAAAUUGAGGAGAGACCUGUUACGGGUUGCUACGUCCGAGGUUUGUACUUGGAAGGUGCGCGCUGGGAUCUAGAAGACACCUGCCUGCGACGCUCGCACCCGAAGGUGCUGGUCACCGAGCUGCCCAUCAUGUACGUCAUACCCAUUGAGGCACACAAACUGAAGUUACAGAACACGCUACGUACGCCAGUCUACACGACAUCGCAACGCCGCAACGCAAUGGGAGUCGGUCUGGUCUUCAACUCCGACCUUUGGACCGCGGAACACCCUAGCCAUUGGAUCCUACAAGGCGUUUGCCUUAUUAUGAACACUGAUUAA